This is a messenger RNA of Lolium rigidum, 642 nucleotides long. Its product is annotated as late embryogenesis abundant protein D-34-like. The record is from RefSeq and is a predicted model, not a curated record. Lineage: Eukaryota; Viridiplantae; Streptophyta; Magnoliopsida; Poales; Poaceae. The transcript is spliced from 2 exons. The coding region runs from base 1 to 642 and encodes 213 amino acids.
AUGAGCGACCAGACUCAGCCCGUCCGCCCCGGCGACGUGUACCCGCCCACCGCCGCCGGUAAGGACUCCCGGCGCCAGCGCGAGCGCGACGAGUUCCUCGCCCGUGAGCAACAGCCGCAGCAGCAGACAGAUGGUGGCCUUCGGGUCACCGAGGCUGACCAACACGACGGGAGUCGCGUCGUGACCGCCUCAGCCGGCGGCCAGCUGAUUGCGCAGUUCACCGCGCCAACGCCGGGCGGCGAGACGGACGACGCGGUGACCAUCGGCGAGGCGCUUCAGGCCGCCGCGAGUGACGCGCCCGUGGGCCUGGCGGACGCCGCCGCUGCGGAGGCUGCUGAGACGCGCGCGACUGGGCUGGGACGUGUCGUGCCCGGUGGCGUGGCGGCGGCCGCGCAGAAGGCCGCCGAGACGAACAUGAGGCUGGGCGGCGGCGUCGGGGACGCCGACGAGGAGAUGGUGCCGCUUAUGGACGUGGUGGGCAGCGCCACGGCGGUGCUGCCUGCGAACAAGGCGGUCACGAGGGAGGACGCGCGUAAGGUAGCGGCGGCAGCUGAGAAGAAUGCUGCGGAAGGAGGAGGAAGUGACGUCGCUGAUGCGUUGGCCGCGGCCUCCGAGAUGAACAAGGGGAAGAUGACGCGGUAG